GCCCACGCGUAGAAUGUAAACAUAACACAAAACCGCAAACACAAGACAAUUUGAAUCUUUAUUUUCGUCUGCGAUUAAAAAUAAUAAUGGGCAGGAACAACCAAAGUAAUCAGAACAAAAACAAACCUGGUGAUUUCGACGUGUGGAGCAAUCGAGAGAGACGAAAGUUGGCUCGGAAAAUUUACACAGAGAGCAAGUUCCAGUACUUGUACAACGAAGAGGGGUUGCUCGUGAGCACAGGAGAGAACCUCUGCGACUGCAACAUUCCUGAGUGCGGAGGUUGUCACUUCCCUUGUCCCAAAUGCCGAUCGUUGAAAUGUGGACAUGAUUGCAGAAAAAAUCGUAAAUGGAGAUAUGAGACUAUCAAGUGUGACUCCAGGCAAUGAGUGCUUAUGGAAAAGGAAAAAAAUCAACAGCAGCAUUCUCUCAAUAAUUUAAUUUUAAACGCUUAGUAAUACAAAGUGUGCAAUUGUAAAAAAUAUUAAUACACCGAACCUUUGUCUUCUUCAUACAAGAAAAAUAUUGGCACUUGGUGUCCAUUUAGGAAAACAAUUUCAACAUGUCUAAUUAAAUAAAUCGCAGCUAUGCCAUAAGCUAGGCAUGGAAUACCUGUAAAUUUUUAAUCAUAAUAUUUUCAUAUUUUUCUUUAAAAGUACAAUAUAUAUACCAAGA
This is a messenger RNA of Neocloeon triangulifer, 672 nucleotides long. RefSeq names its product ARL14 effector protein-like. The record is from RefSeq and is a predicted model, not a curated record. NCBI's taxonomy places the organism in Eukaryota, Metazoa, Arthropoda, Insecta, Ephemeroptera, Baetidae. The transcript is spliced from 3 exons. The coding region runs from base 87 to 386 and encodes 99 amino acids. Gene Ontology annotation, cellular component: intracellular membrane-bounded organelle.